AGCACCACCAGCGUGACUUCUGCCACAAUGACGACCAGCACUUCGACUCGCAGUAGCAGAACCAGCACCACAACCGCGUCCACUGGCACCGUGACCACAAGCAGCAUGACUUCCUCCACUACCGCGCACACCACCACCUUCGCCACUACUUCCCGGACGAGUGCCACCACCGUGACCACAAGCAGCAGGACCAGCACCACGACUCCGCACACCUCCAGCCUGUCCAGCACCAGUCUGACCAGCACCAGCCUGACCAGAACCAGCACCACUGUCAGCAGCACCUCUGCGUCCAGUACCAGCUCAACCCUGUCUACUACCACUACGCCGCUGUACGUUGUAAGCAGUUCCAUAACAUUUGCAAGCUCAGGCACGCAAGACAAUGUAACAACUAUCGUGUCUGCUCAUCUCCUGGGUCUGUAUGGCAUAGAACCCGAUCAACUCUCGACAUCCGUAGAAGUCGUCUCUCCCAUAAGCCGGUCGUCCAGCUCUUCGUAUGUUGUCGAUUUUGAGAUUGUCGCCCCAAUAAAUGAUGCCACACAAAUCUUCGAUAUUACAAGCCAGGCUGCUAAUGUUACGUCUAAUUUCUCAGCUUUCCUGCAAGCGAGCUGGAGGCAACAGGAGUUGCAGUUACAGUGCCACAAAUCAAGAUUAUUACUGCCACCCAGACAACAGUGAGCGUGACAGCGACCAGCACAACGGCGACCAAUACCACCACUGGGACCACUGCCACCAUGACCAGCACGGCUACCCAUACCAGUGCCACCAUGACCAGCAAGACCACUACCGGGUCCACUGCCACCAUGACCAGUGCCACCAUGACCAGCAGCACCUUCACCGGGUCCACUGUCACAAUGACGAUCACCACUGCAACCAGCACCAUUACCCUGAUCUUUGUCACAAUGACUAGCACCACUACCCUGACGAUCACCACUGCAACCAGUACCACACCCUCGACCAUCAUGACCAGCACCGCAACUGCCAGCAUCACCUCGACCAUUACCACGAUCACCACCACCACCCUUUUCGGUGUAACCACCGGGUUGACGACACAGAAAGGCAUCACCACGCUACUUUGGUCUGUGAGGGCCUCAAUGGAGUUCGUUAGCUCUGGCACGCAAGAACAGGUGGAGAGUGCGGCGUCGGCUGCUUUGGCUGAACAUUACGAGGUGCCCUUGAGUAUUGUGACCGUGACGGCCAGGGAGCUCACAAGCUUGAAUACGGCCAGGGAGCUCUCAAGCUUGAAUUCUUGGACGGUCUAUUAUACGAUAGUUGCAGAUGAAGACACCAUUGACAGAGUAUUCGAUUCUGCGACUGAGCUAUUCGACGGAACCGACGAUUCGCUCGCCGCUCUUCUGACGACCGCUUUGGCAACUGAGGGAAUUGAGAACGACGGCCAUGUUCAGGUAACCUACGGCCAGCCCGAAAAAUUGGUUGUCCCAACCUCGACGUUGGAUCUCGUGACGACAACGACGGGAGAAGCAAACGCCUACCUCGUGGUCGUCGUGGGCACCUUGGUUAGCGUGAUCCUCGUCUUAUGUGGUCUGGCCCUCUGCUUCAUGAGGUAUUCCAAGCUGCGCAAAAACCAGCAGCGGGCCCAGGAGGAACGGCACGACAUAAUCCUAUCCAUGGACGUUCCCGAGAGCAGCCUUUCGGAGGACGGCCCAUUGGAGCGCGGCCUAGCUCGGGGCAACGACCAUGGCGUGGACAUGGGGCCGAGGCUCAUCGGGCGGACGCCGCGGCGGUGUGGCCCGGUGCCGUCAUCGGCCCGUUCACGCAGCCCGCGCUCUCCACUCUCCGUGUAGUCGGAAACUGGAACAUGUACAGUACCAGUGGCGGGCUGUGUUUCAAUCCAAGGACUUUUGUAGGGUCGGGGGCAAAGAGGUGCGGCUCCGCACCAGGAUGCCGAGCAUUGAUUGACUUCUAUGCUGGGCCCAUCUCAAGUCCUCGGCCGGAUGCUCCGUCGGUAGCAGCCGUACGUCAUCGCGUUCUUCUCAACCCGGUGGCGAGACCAUCCUUUGCCGUGGGUGGCACUGCUCCGGUCGGAGCUUCCAGAUGACGUUGCGGCCGGGCUCGACGCUGCGGACAACAGGUCUCGCCUCGCCGCCCGCCGGGACGGCCGCUCCCACGACCUAGCCGCUGGCGCGGCACAGCGCGCUGACGGCAGGGUGGUUGGCAGAUCAUCUUGGCAACCGAUCUGUAUUUCUGCCAUCCAGGCCGUUGUCCCGCAGUCUCCCCCCACACCUAUUGUACAGGUGCGUGCUGUGCCGCAGCGAAUGUAUACAUAUAACGUAUGCUACGUACGCGCGGGCGUGUCAGGUUGCUGGGCCGACUUGCAGGGGAGCUCCGUUUACGCGGACCUUGCCAUUUUUUUUCAGCAGCGGGCAGCGGGCUACUCGGUAUGCCACUCGCGCACGGCGGGCCGACUGGCAGUCCGCUUGCGGACAUCAUUUUUUUUUGCUUGCAACGACAGUUUUGCCUUCGAGUUCCCGCUCGAAACCUGUGGUAAGGAUUGGUAUCCUCAAAGAACCUACGUCGACGGAACGCGAAACUGUUCCAGAGUGAGCCCGGUAGUACUUCUCACCUUCGGCCGACCUUAUGUCCCCAUGGUAUAUACCCAAUUCUGGGUAAUGUUUUUCUCAAUUGUCACGCUUUGCUCUGCGAUGAGUGCAGGUUGAGCUAUUGUGAAGGCCUGCCUUGGGUCGAGCUCCCGAACCCCGCUACCCCAAAGAUGGUUUAUGGUUUUGUUGUAGCACGCCUUGUUCUGCGAUGAGAGCAGGUUGCGUUGUUGCGCUACAGAUUUUUCUCCCUGCGAUCCCGAUGGGCAAUAUGCGUGACACCGUCUCAGGUGGCUAUUCGUGCCGAAGCACGUUGCCAGCGUGGGGCCGAUCAUGCCGAUACAUAGUGCCGCCCCAGAGAGAGAG
Molecule: messenger RNA, 2921 nt
Organism: Prorocentrum cordatum
Lineage: Eukaryota; Dinophyceae; Prorocentrales; Prorocentraceae
Source: the annotation of a GenBank genome assembly